AGAGACAUAAUGAGUUUUAGUGGAUGGAAGAAAUAUAUUGAAGAUGGAGAUCUCGUUAUUUUUUAUAUCAACCGCGAUAACCUUAGUCCUGUUUGGAUAAAGAAAGGCAAGGAUUCACAUAAUCGUUUUGGUCUUUUCAAACAUGACGAUUUGAUUGGAAAAGAAUUUGGAUCUAGGGUGGUAUCUUCCAAUUACAAAGGGUUUAUCUAUUUAUUACAUCCUACACCUGAAUUAUGGACUUUGGUAGUACCUCAUAGAACACAAAUUCUAUAUCUGCCAGAUAUUUCGUUUAUUACUACUUAUCUUGAUAUGAAACCUGGCGCUCGUGUGAUUGAAAGUGGUACUGGUAGUGGGUCUUUCUCUCACUCUAUUGCAAGAACCAUCGCUCCUACUGGCAAAUUAUACUCUUUUGAAUAUCAUAGUGAACGUGCUGAAUUGGCAGCUGAAGAAUUCCGUAAUCAUGGUAUAAGUGAUCUUAUUGAACUACAACAUCGGGAUGUAUGUCGUGAUGGAUUUGGAUUAAAAGAUACUGUCAAUGCAGUAUUUCUUGAUUUACCUGCUCCUUGGGAAGCUAUUGGAUCCGCCAAGGAAGCAUUCAAACAACAUCGUACUGGCAAGAUUUGUACAUUUAGUCCUUGUAUUGAACAAGUGGCUCGAUCAGUAUUGGCUCUCAAUGAUCAUGGUUUUGUUGAAAUCACCAUGUUUGAAUGUCUGAUUCGGGAUCAUGAAGUUUCCAUUAUUCAAAAGGUAUCAUUUGAAGAAGGUAUUCGUCAAGCCAAAGAAAGGAAAGAAAAUACAACCAAUGGAAAACGAAAAGCAGAUACUGAACUGGAUUUAGAAGAUACUGUGGAUAAAAUGUUGGCAUCAAAGACAACUGUUGAAUCUCGUGGACAUACAAGUUACCUUACCUUUGCUACCUUUUUACCUGCUAUUCAAGAAAACACCUUGACGGAUUCAGAAUUGAUUGUGACGGAAGAAUCUACCUCAUAGAAUUUAUUGUACCUUUUUUUUUUAAUUAUCAAUAUAUUUACUACCCAUUACAUUGCUC
Halteromyces radiatus is the source of this 1048-nucleotide messenger RNA. Its product is annotated as tRNA methyltransferase complex GCD14 subunit-domain-containing protein. The record is from RefSeq and is a predicted model, not a curated record. Gene Ontology annotation, biological process: tRNA methylation. The transcript has 5 exons. Gene Ontology annotation, cellular component: tRNA (m1A) methyltransferase complex; nucleus. NCBI's taxonomy places the organism in Eukaryota, Fungi, Mucoromycota, Mucoromycetes, Mucorales, Cunninghamellaceae. Bases 10 to 990 code for a protein of 326 amino acids.